AUGGCGAUGUUUACCGGCCUGUUCCUGGUGACUUUGGUGUCCUUAAGCUGUGCCCAGCCGAUCUACAGUCUUCCAGACCACAGUUGUGUUUGUGACGUCAGUCCCGUGGUGCACUGUAACAGCGACAGCGCGCUGAGGGCCGAGCUCGACCUGCUGAAGGACGUCGUUGUGCGCAAGGCCCUGCCGGCAGAGACGGGCGAGACGGCAGAGACGGGCUGUCCGGCCGGGACGGAGCUCAGGGGGUUUCCGGAGAAACUGGACCGGCAGGUCCUCCUGGGUCUCCAGGAACAUGGCGCCCGUGACGUCACCGGCUAUGGUAAUGACGGAGUUACGUUCAACACGAGCGUGGCGGAGGGGCCGGGGGGCGAGACGGGGGGCGCCAUGUACUUCCACGGGACAUCAGGUUCUCGUGUGGAAUUCCCCAACAACGGAGCGCUGCACAUGACUAGUUACAUCACCCUACAGGCCUGGAUCUACCCGGAGGGAACAGGACUCGGGCCGAUCUUCCAGUACCAGCGAGAGGGCAGUACUGACGAAGGCGUUCACUUCUGGAUCUAUCCCUCCGGAAACGAUCUCUACAUAUUUUUCAAGUCGGGACAAGCCCUGUCACGGCCCGUGAUAACCCGUAAUGAGUGGCAGUUCGUCACCGCUACCUACCAUCGCACAACAGGGGUCCAGAAACUCUACCGGAAUGCUAUAGAGAUUGGGUCCGAUGAUUUGGGAGAUGUUAGUCUGUUCAUGAACACUCGGUAUCCUCUGGCCACGGGGGCCCGGCCACCACCAUAUGCGGGAGGUGACAGAUAUGCCUACAAGGGACGGAUCGCACACAUGCAGGUUUACAACAUCGCCCUGACGCAGGCUCAGAUCCAGGAGGCCAUGGACCGCACCAGGAACGGGUACAGGUAAAUCCUCAUCAACAGGUUCUGGUACGUCC
Branchiostoma floridae (Florida lancelet) is the source of this 934-nucleotide messenger RNA. RefSeq lists its product as uncharacterized. The record is from RefSeq and is a predicted model, not a curated record. NCBI's taxonomy places the organism in Eukaryota, Metazoa, Chordata, Leptocardii, Amphioxiformes, Branchiostomatidae. The transcript has 7 exons. The coding region runs from base 1 to 906 and encodes 301 amino acids.